AUGUCCCGGUCUGUUAUAUUUAGUGCCCCCUUCCCGCCGCCAGGCGAUGGAACAAAUACUGCCCUUCGUCCGCGCAAGAACAAUAUCGCUAUUUUUCAGAGAGACGUUUCCUCCGACCUCAACCAGACCGCCCUGACCACCCAAUCGUUCCUGCUGGGCCCCACGUUCCCGCCUACGACUACGCCAUCGCUGUCUCCAACUCCAUCCUCCAUUUCUUCAACGUCCUCAUCCACUUUCCAGCAGUCUUCCGGGUCUCCCCUGUCCUCCAGGUCCUCCCAAUCUGCCAGCAUUUCGGUUCCACAGACUUCUUCCCAGGGCUCAUUUGCGUCCUCGCCCACGUCCUCACUGGGCUUUUUUUCCCUGUCCACCGCCCCAGGGUCUCUUUCGCACUCAGAUAAUUAUAGCACCUCGCUCCUGCUGACAAUGUCCUCCGUGCACUCUGACCCUACUCCAUCCACAUCUUCGUCUUUCGACACCCCCCUGCUGGAAACUCCCACUUCCUCCUCGUCAUCCUUCACACUGUCGUCUCUGCCGACGCUAUCCCUGUCAUUUUCAUCUCCCACGUUGUCGUCCCUCACACUGUCCUCCCUGGCUUCGCCCACAUUGCCUCCUUCCUCGUCCUCGUGGUCUAGCCUGUCGUCAUCUGAUCCUUCUGAGCUGACAAUGUCGUCCAACACCACGCUGCUGGAGCCCCUGCUGCUGAGCACGCCCCUGCUGUCGACGCUGGAAUCGUCGUCCCUGACCCUCCCGUCGACUUCGUCAGAGCCCACGUUUGAGAGCUCGUCUGAGACAUCUCUGUUUGUCCCGUCAUCAGAGCCCUCCUCGUCAUGGGAGCCUCCCCUGAGCUCUGACCCCACUUCAUCUUCGUCAUUUUUUGCAUCUUCCACUUACUCAGAGGAACCCUCCUCGUCUGAGGAGCCCAGCACCAGCUGGAGCGAGUCGAGCUCGUUUUUCCCAUCCAGCACUAGCGAAACCACCACGGAAAGCACGAGCCUGUCAAGCUCGUCACUGUCUUCGAGCUCAUCUGAGUCGUCUAGUGAAUCCUCGCUGUCGUCUAGCCUGAGCUCGAGCCUGAGCCUGAGUCUGAGUUCAAGCCUGAGCUCCAGCGAAACUACCUCGGAGCCUGAGUCUUCUUCGUCCUCAUCCUCAGCGACAUCGUCUGAACUGCAUUCUAUUACGCUGUUUACGUCCGACUCGUCUGAGUACGCUGGCUACUACUCUACAGUUAGUGUCCUUCCAGACACGACCAUCACCACUUUAGUCGCCGUGCCUACUUCUGCGGACAACAGCGACUCUGGUGGAGGUACGUCACAGCGUAACGCUAAACUUAUUGGUGGCCUCGUGGGUUCCAUUGGUGGUACUAUCUUGAUUGGUUCGCUUGUUGUGCUCUUCUUGUUCCUCAAGAAGCGUCGCUCAAGAGUCACGAACCAUUCUCCAGAUUUUGCCGACGACACUUCCGGCGACUCUAACGAGAAGUCUGGAUUCAAGAAGCUCUUUGGCAUCGGUGCCGGUGGCGCUGCUGGUGCGGCGACUGUCGAUUCCUACAACGAUCUUGAAAAACACCUAGAGUCUAGAGCUGCCGUGUCUGACCCCUUCCUUGGAGGCGGAGUCGGUGGCCAUAACAAUGCUGCCCACGAUACUUCGGACGAUUUUGCAUACCGCGGUGUCUCGAACAGCAAUAACCUAGACUCCAUCUUCCACGGAAGCGGUACCGCGACGGGCGGGAACUCGAACGAUGGAACUGGCGGGCUCAAUCUGAGUUCUGCCAGUAACAGAGGACCGGGACAUUCACGCAUGAACUCUGACGUGAAUCGGAUGGACACCAUGCCCGAACAUUCGUAUGAUUACGACCAAAAAUAUGCCCUGAUGGGUGCUACGCAUGUACGAGAACGGCUGUCUGAGUUUGAAGACGAGGACCUGUUCUUCCAAGCACACAACCAUGCUCCUCUAUUGGAAGGGGAGAACCAUAGCAACAAUUCUCGACUGAGGUUUUUCGAGGAAAUUUAG
Molecule: messenger RNA, 2007 nt
Organism: Candidozyma pseudohaemuli
Lineage: Eukaryota; Fungi; Ascomycota; Pichiomycetes; Serinales; Metschnikowiaceae
Exons: 1
Coding region: 1-2007 (668 amino acids)
Source: RefSeq, a predicted model, not a curated record